AUGAAAGCUGUUAUCCUGCUAGUGCUGCUCACAACGUUUUUGGUGUUGACACAAGCUGGGCAAACAUAUUCAUCCUCUGUCAACCUACAAUUGCAACGUCCACGUCAGUUCUUGAUGGACGUCUACACUCGGCCAAACAGAAAGGGGUUAGUGCAACAUAUGAGAUUAGAGCCAGGAGCAGCUUUUACACGGCCCUGUUGGAACUUGCAGUCAAGACAUGUUGGAUCUGUAACGUUAAAUGAUCCAUUUGUCAAAGUUUCAUUCUAUAGGGCAGCUGAUUGCAAUGGAUUCGCAAUUAACACUUUCCACGGUUCUGAAACCCUCCCUGGAGGUGGCAAAUACACCUCAAUUAUCAAGGCAAAGUCAGUUUCUAUAACAAGAAUAAGGCCCAUUUUAUUACAGGACACGGACCGAUUCUAUGAAGCUUCUGUGUAG
Messenger RNA from Mucor velutinosus, 435 nucleotides. RefSeq lists its product as uncharacterized. NCBI's taxonomy places the organism in Eukaryota, Fungi, Mucoromycota, Mucoromycetes, Mucorales, Mucoraceae. The coding region runs from base 1 to 435 and encodes 144 amino acids. The record is from RefSeq and is a predicted model, not a curated record. The transcript has 3 exons.